Messenger RNA from Periconia digitata, 4483 nucleotides. NCBI's taxonomy places the organism in Eukaryota, Fungi, Ascomycota, Dothideomycetes, Pleosporales, Periconiaceae. The record is from the annotation of a GenBank genome assembly.
UUCACUUCGCCAAAGAUCCGGGCUCGGGCUUUUCCAUGAAUCGAUACAACGCAAUCCACCGUUGAGGGGGCCGCCUCUACUCCUUCACCAACACUCGUCAAACAUCCUGACCAAUUAGAGCCGUUGCCCGCCAUCGCCCUCAUCAUGAUCGUGAGGCUGAGCCUGGACGAGUAUGACCGGCACUAUGACACAGACGACGUAUCCGUCACUUCAACUGUUCCCGACGAUCAAGCUAUUGAUGGUCAUGGCUACUUUGAAGUUGAAGCCAUCCUUUCCGAGGGAAACAAUGUUGACGACGGCACUACCGUUUACCUCACAAAAUGGCAGGGCUACCCUCCCCACGAAUGUACCUGGGAGCCGCGGGAGCACAUCGAAAACACCGGAAUGCUUCGUCUUUGGGAGGCCAACAAGCGGAAAAUGAGUGAAGACGACUUCACUGAAUUGGCAGACAGUAACCAUGACUUAUUCGAGGAAGCAAAGAUCAAGGCACAGGAGUUAAAGCAAAAGCGCCAGCUCAAACGCAAGAAGAAGAGGAAGCGGCGAGCGCCUGCUCAACAGCCACCUGAUGAAAGCGAUGAUAGCAAUGAGGAUGUACCUUUGAUAGCAAGAAAGCGAGCUCCAGGCCAGCAAACUCAAAGGUCUUCCGAGAAUGAACAGCACCGGGAUUCCAACAGCAAUCCAAACAAGAGAGCUUCCCUGAACAGGCCUCGCGUAAUCGUAAUUGAUUCUUCCGAUUCUUCCGACGAGGCUUCAGAUGAUUUUCUGAAACCACUUUUCGAUGACACUGGCUCUGAACCGAGAGCGAACGGGGGACUGGAUUCACUUUUCUACGACGUUGGCUCUGAGCCGACAGCGAAGGGACAUGAAGUUACGCAGCGUAGUGCCAGAUCGACAGAGCUGGCCCUUGUUCCUGGGCCAAGUAAAGAAAAGCGACAUAAGACGACCAGAAUCUCAACUGCGAAAGAUAUGCAAGAAAAAAGAUCAGAAGUUCCUGCUCAUCCAAGCGCUACAAAAGGAUUGCAGAGAAGAAGGGGGUCUGGAUCAACCGUUGACAAUGCAAACGCUAGUGCAACGAAAACUGCUUCCACAAACGCCACUCACGCCGAAAAAUCCGGGGGAAAAUCUGGCGCCCAUACAUCAACAUCUAAGGCAGUUAGAGGUAAACCCAGCUCUGCUAAGGAUGCUGCCACUACGACGAAGUCGGGCCCUUCAACUUCAAAGCCGAUGACUAAAAUUACACCCUCAAACAACAAGGACACCGCCAGAAUCAGAAGCCCGAUUAGGAUUGUCAAUGGCCCGAAACCACGAUCGCGAGAAUCUAAGACCACAAGGCAUUUCCAAACCUUGCAUGCUCGAGACAGUGGCAGAAAACGCUUUCAGGCCGAGGGGACUCCUGACCCAGCUUCUCUAGAAUUUGUCAACGGUAUCCCAACAGGGAAAGCACCACCAAGGGCCCAGCCAAAGACUUCCAUUCAAACGACCGACAACCCCUUCGGCCGCCGCGAAUCGAGUUCGCGAAGGCUUGUAUACAACUCGUCACCCUCUCCUCCACCAACAUACCCGUUGCAGCCUUACGAGAUCGAUAAGGUACCAAUGGUGUGCCUCGACUUUAGAUCUGGUAACUGCCCUUACUCAGCUCAGGAUUGUAGGUUUAUGCACCGGCACACCAGUCCUUCUGGGCGCCCGUAUAAGGUAGGCCCUCUGGAUGGAAAGAUACCUGGGAAAUACCUCAAACCAGCUUUGACCUGCCAUUACUGGCUGAGAACGGCGGGAGGCUGUACCAAGACUGCAGAAGAUUGCGACUUUGCACACCGUAACACAGGUCGAGUUAAACCUGGACCUAAUCAUUCUGUAGAAAUCAUUGACCGAAACGAGAUACCGGUGAAGGAUAAAUCUACCAAUUCUACACAAGCGGCUGAAAAACCUAUCUCUCCCUCACAAGCAGCCAUGGGAUUUAUAUCUCCUCCGCAAGCAGCUGAAAACCCUAUCACUCUUACACAAGCAGUUGCAAAACCUGUCGCUCCUACACAACCAACUAAAAAACCUGUCGCUCCUACACAGCCAACUGAAAAACCUGUCGCUCCUACACAACUAGUUGAAAAACUUGUCCCUCCUGCACAACCAGCUGAAAAAUCUAUCCUUCCUACACAGCCAACUGGAAAACCUGUCUCUCCUACACAACCACCAACUAGAAAACCUGUCUCUCCUACACAACCAGUUGAAAAACUUGUCCCUCCUGCACAACCAGCUGAAAAACCUAUGGCUCCUACACCGGCAAGCAUACACAGAUUCAUUGAUCCACUGCCAUUGGUCGUUGGUAGACACGAUCCCACAACUUCUGUCGCGGCUCCUGUAGCUCAGAUUCCCAUGAAGAACAGGAUUACCUGCCGGUACUGGUUAAGAGGUUACCUUGGCUGCAAGAUGUCUCCAGAGGCUUGCAAUUUCGCACACUGGAAUACUGGACGUAUUACUGCCCACAAUGGGAUCGAUAUCAAUGAACAGCCGCUGUUUGUGCCGGAAAGAACGUGUUAUUUCUGGAACCAACACGAAUGCCCGAAAGAAGACCAGUGUGAGAAUGCGCACAAAUACACAGGAUUUAUAGCAACUGCACCACCAGGUUGGAAAUCAAAAAUAACGGCACAUGACAAGUACCGGUACAAAGACGGGUACACUGAGCAGUACACUUGCUACCUUUGGACUCAAUCCAUGUGUGAAAAAAAACCGGAGAGCUGCCACUUUGUGCAUGCUUGGGGGGGUAUUGACGUUGCAGAUCCUCCGCUAGGGUUUGUGCAACUUCCCUCAAUACACGGACAGCAGAGUGUACAACCAACGCCUGGUCAUGCGCAACUGGAUAAACACAAGGCCCCUGUCCAAACCCCAGGGGCUCAAGGCGAAGAAAAAGAAGGCGACGAUUUGGUGAAUGCUUUGCCAGUAAUUCACAUGCAUCGCCCUAAGAAUGCUACAUUGGCAGCAGCUCAGCCAACUCUAUCGGUAAAAUCGCAAGCACCCGCCACGCCAGUAGAAAAAUCUACUAUGGAUCUAAAGAAAAGAAUCGAGCAGGCUUGCAAGCUGAAUUUCAAGGAGAUGUUCGUCUACAAUAGCGAGACCGUUCAAGAUGCUACGUUGGAUAAGAGAGCAUUCCUCGUUUUUCACCCAUGUCACCAUUUGGAAGAGCUAGAGGUACUGACACGGUGGUUGCUGAUUCAUCAUGUCGAGGUGUUCAACUUUUGGUCUAACGGCGGCGAAUGGGACGCGUUCAAAAAUGAAAUAGCGCAGGGAGGAACAGGCAUAGUGAUUACACACCCAGACUUUGAACUGUUUGCAGAAAUCUCGGGUUUCUCGCAAAUUCUCAAAGCUAAUGUCCGCAUUUGGUCCAUUGGGCACCAGCCUGGCCUGGAGUUCGAUACAAAUCUACCUCAUAUCUUCCCCGACAUUCAAUACCGAUACGACCGCAUCGAGAUCUUCCCUCAUGGCGGCAUUGUUUAUAUCACGGAUGACGUCUUCCUUAACCAACCCACGCAAGCCCUGGACAUCAUCAAACAUUUCAUUGCUAAGGUUGAAGCGUGCCGUCGCAUUAUCGACGGGCCCAUCGAUCCGUGGAGACUGGUCGAUUUUCUCCCAUGGCGCAUAGGUGUGCGACCUGAUUUUAUGGAAUUCCUCUACAACACUGUCUUGAGGUACGAAGCCGUACCUAUCAACAAAAACCCCAAUCUACAAGCCGCCAUUGCCGCUAGACGCUCUAGCCUCCUCGCACUCUACAAACUGCUCUCCGCGUACCCAUACAUCGAGCAAGAUAUUCCAUACGCUUCCGAAAACGACGACGGUACCGGUCCUAAUCCAGCUAUCCCCGACCCACACCCCCCAUACAGCACCCGCGCGGACGACUUUUUCCCCAUCAUCUCGGAGCGCCGCGCCGUCAUGGAAGACACAUUCUACAGAGCGCUAUCGGUCUCACAAAGCGCUGCCAAUACCAGCAUGGUCGAAUACUUUGGCGACAUGCUGCUCGUGCUACGCCACUCAUACCGUCGCUACUUCGUCGUGCACUCGACGCCCAAGGACGUCUCGGCGCAAGACUGGGUGCAACGCAUCAAUGUACUGGAGGAGGUCAUUACGCCGGAGCGGUGUAUGGAGUUGUUACGGAACAAGGAAGGUAAAGGGUUUGAGUUCUUUGAAUGGGCUUCUUUCGCGGAGGGCUAGGGCAAGGCGAAGGCGUAAAGCAGGAAUUGUGUGUUUAUGUGUCUGUCUGUCUGACACACACACUCUCUCUCUUACCUCCAGUGUCCUCUGGGCGGGCUUUCUAUUCGUUUUACCCCAUCAUCCUUCAUCUCUAAUUCCUUCUAUCGAGGCUGGUAAAGUAAGAAGCAAGUAUCUGGUAAGGUUCACGCUUCGUUUCCCCGUCUCAAUACUCAUCCGAGUAACGGGGGCAUGCAUUGUCGUUUCGUUCGUGUGCUACAGUCACUCGUUCUUCCAUGCAUGUUCGUUG